UCGCACUUCUUAGCUCAUAUCCUGGUGUUCUCAGUGAAGCUUCACAAAGUUUCACAGAGCCCAAACAAACCACAAUGUGCGGAGACGCGACGAACUGGGACGAAGAUGCAUACAGGGAAAGCAUAUUGAAGGAGAGGGAGAUCCGAACCCGAACCGUUUUCCGGACGGUUUGGGGACCCUCCCAAAACCCUAACCCGGACACCAUCGUCGUGGCUUCCAGUGACGGCUUGCUGGCCUCCUACUCCAUCUCCUCCUGCAUUUCCAAGCUCCAAUUGGGUUUUAGCAAUACAAAGGCACAAAACUUGUUAGUGGCUGAACCAGAAUGGUUUCUGCAAGGGCAUGAUGGACCUGUAUAUGAUAUCAAAUUCUAUGGUGAGGAUGAAGAUGCCUUGUUGCUAAGUUGUGGUGAUGAUGGUCGGAUUCGGGGAUGGAGGUGGAAGGAAUUUUUGAGCUCAGAUGUGCCCAUUCCUUUGCAAGGGAACCACAUUAAGCCAGUACUUGACCUGGCAAAUCCUCAACAUAAAGGUCCUUGGGGGUCUCUUUCUCCAAUCCCCGAGAAUAAUGCCAUUGCUGUUAAUAUGCAGGGGGGAUCUAUUUUUUCAGCUUCUGGUGAUUCUUGUGCAUAUUGCUGGGAUGUGGAAACUGGUAAAAUCAAAGUAGUCUUCAAGGGGCAUUCAGAUUACUUGCAUUGUAUAGUAGCCCGAAACUCUGUCAAUCAGAUUAUAACUGGUUCAGAGGAUGGGACUGCACGGAUAUGGGACUGCAGAAGUGGAAAAUGUAUUCAAGUAAUUGAUCCGGCAGAGAAUACAGUGGUGAAAGGUUUCUUCUCAUGUGUUAGUUGCAUUGCUCUUGAUGGAAGUGAGAGCUGGUUGGCUUGUGGCAGUGGUCGGAGUUUAUCCAUUUGGAACCUUCCCUCUUCGGAGCGUGUUUCAAGGAUAUCAACCCAUACUUCCAUGCAGGAUGUAUUAUUUGAUGAUAAUCAAAUUUUAGCUGUUGGAGCAGAACCUUUUCUUAAUCGUUUUGACAUAAAUGGGGCGAUUCUUUCACAAAUACAAUGUGCUCCUCUGUCAGCAUUUUCUGUCUCCAUACAUCCUUCAGGGGUUGCGGCAGUUGGAGGUUAUGGGGGCCUUGUAGAUGUUAUCUCACAGUUUGGAAGCCACCUUUGCACAUUUCGCUGCAGAUGUAUCUCUCUUCGAAAUUUCACUUUUCAACGAUCGACAGGUCUCUCUCUCUCUCUCUUCGAUCCGACUGUUGAUUUUGAUCUGAAUUUCACGUUUAUAUCAGAAAUUCUUUCCAUGGCUUCAUCAGAGGGGUCACAAUUUGAUGCUCGUCAGUUUGAUACCAAAAUGAAUGAGUUACUUUCAGCUGAUGGACAGGAUUUCUUUACAUCAUAUGAUGAGGUUUAUGAUAGUUUUGACGCAAUGGGAUUGCAAGAGAAUCUUCUCAGGGGCAUUUAUGCUUAUGGUUUCGAAAAACCCUCAGCUAUUCAGCAAAGGGGAAUUGUUCCUUUCUGCAAGGGUCUUGAUGUUAUUCAACAGGCUCAGUCUGGAACUGGGAAGACAGCAACUUUCUGCUCUGGUAUCUUGCAACAACUUGAUUACAGUUUAAUGGAAUGCCAGGCAUUGGUUCUGGCACCCACUAGAGAGCUUGCUCAACAGAUUGAGAAGGUUAUGCGGGCACUUGGAGACUAUCUUGGUGUAAGAGUACAUGCUUGUGUUGGUGGAACAAGUGUUCGUGAAGACCAACGUAUUCUGUCCAGUGGGGUUCAUGUUGUUGUUGGCACUCCUGGUCGCGUGUUUGACAUGCUGCGAAGGCAGUCACUUCGUCCUGAUUGCAUCAGGAUGUUUGUAUUGGAUGAGGCAGAUGAAAUGCUUUCCCGGGGUUUCAAGGAUCAGAUCUAUGAUAUUUUCCAGCUUCUACCAUCAAAGAUUCAGGUUGGGGUAUUCUCUGCCACAAUGCCACCUGAGGCCCUUGAGAUUACAAGGAAGUUCAUGAAUAAACCUGUUAGAAUUCUGGUGAAGCGUGAUGAGCUCACCCUGGAGGGUAUAAAGCAGUUUUAUGUCAAUGUUGACAAGGAGGAAUGGAAACUUGAGACACUCUGUGAUCUUUAUGAAACCUUGGCCAUUACCCAGAGUGUUAUUUUUGUGAACACCAGGCGCAAGGUUGAUUGGCUCACUGACAAGAUGCGGGGCCGUGACCACACAGUCUCAGCCACCCAUGGAGAUAUGGACCAGAACACAAGAGACAUUAUCAUGCGUGAAUUUCGUUCCGGAUCCUCUCGUGUCCUUAUAACUACCGAUCUUUUGGCCCGUGGUAUCGAUGUCCAGCAAGUGUCGCUUGUUAUAAAUUACGAUCUCCCAACACAGCCAGAGAACUAUCUCCACCGGAUUGGACGUAGUGGACGGUUUGGGAGGAAGGGUGUCGCCAUCAACUUCGUAACAAAGGAUGACGAGAGGAUGCUGUUUGACAUUCAGAAGUUUUAUAAUGUCGUAGUUGAGGAGCUGCCGUCAAAUGUUGCCGAUCUCCUCUAAUGAGAUUUUUUUUGCCUAUUUAGUAGGGAGUUGUAUUCUGUUUGGUAAGUUUCUCUUUUCAUUUUCCAAGUCUUUUUGUCUUAUAGGUCUGAUGUCUUUAUUUUAAGAAGCUUGAAUUUCCUACUGUCUUAAGUGGUACUUGCAAUGUAGAAUCCAUAAUUUUGCCUGAUCUGUUGUGAUUCUCGUAUGUAUUUCUAAUAUAAGGCAGUUCAAUUU
This is a messenger RNA of Corylus avellana, 2747 nucleotides long. Lineage: Eukaryota; Viridiplantae; Streptophyta; Magnoliopsida; Fagales; Betulaceae. The record is from RefSeq and is a predicted model, not a curated record.